GAACAGGAGCCGAGGCGCAGAGAAGCAGAGCUGCUCGGUUUUCUUUCCUCUCCACAAGAACCAGGAGGAGAGAGUCUCUCCUCGCCGCCGGUCGCCGCCGCGAGCCAAGAUCUGCCGCAUCUCCGACGCGUCUGCUCCUGGACCGGACCGGGCCAGAGGUUCCGACCAGGCCGGAUCCAUGGCGCGCGCCGACGGCUCGGGCUACUGCGGCCUCGCCCAGGGUUUCUUGGCUUCUCGGAGCCCUCCGUCCGGUCGAGCCAGGGAUUCUGGGGGCGGAAGGAGGGGGGCCGCGGCGCCGGACGUUGUGGUCAUUAGCUCCGACGAGGAGGAGGAGGAGGGCGACGGAUCUGCCCCCGUGGCCGGGAAGUUGCGUUUUGGUGAAGAAGAAGGGCCGACCGGGGGCUCCAAUCUCGUGGUGGUGAAGAAGGGCAAGUCCGGUGGCGUCGAGGAGGAGGACGACGAUUGCUGGGUCCUAGACGGCGACCCCGAUGGGCCGGUUGCCGUUGUGAAACAGGAGAGGAGGGCGAGCCUUGGUGGCAGCUUGGAUGAAGUGUUCAUAGUUGCAGAGAAAGGCCAGGUAGCGUGCAGGGACUUCCCUCACUCGCGCCAUUUAUGCUCUAGCUUGCCCUUUGGCACUACUUCUCACGUCAGGCAUUGUACCAUGUGCUACUGUUUUGUAUGCGAUGUUCCAGCUCCAUGCAAAUAUUGGGGUAAAGGUCUAUCGACUGAUGAUCAUUGUCAUGGUACGGAUGACGAAAUGAGCUGGAAAAUACUGAGGCAGACAUUCAGGCUCGGGCGUCUGACAACAUCUCUUUCAGAAAAAUGGCAGAAUGCCGUGCACCCACCAAUGGCGCCACCAACACAGCAAGAUGUACAUCAUCAAGUCUCAGCCCCACAGUCACAUCCAUCUUCCAUGCCAGUCUUACCGAAUGCAGGGCAAACUGUCGGUGCAGUAAGAGCAUCUCCUUUGACAAGAGCUGAAAGAGGUAGAGGCAAUGCUCACACCGCUCGGGUCACUCGCACCGCCACCCCUUGCCAACAAGUGCCGUACCAGGAGGAAGAAGACGAAGAGUGCACACCUAACGUGUACGUAGGGAACCUACACUACGACGUUGUCAGCGAGGACCUCACCAAGCUCUUUGAGCAAGCCGGUGUUGUUGAGUUCUCAGAGGUUAUUUACAGCCGAGGAACAGGCCAGAGCCGAGGAUAUGGAUUUGUCACCAUGAGUACUGUUAAGGAGGCUGAGCUGGCUGUGGAGAUGUUCGAUGGCUUUAAAUUGUUUGGGAUGCCUCUUAUUGUGCACAAAGCAGCUCGGAGAGGCGCCCGGGUGGAAACUCCUUCCCAUCAAACCGAGUCCCCAUUCAGAAUCUACGUGGGCAAUCUGUCUUUGCAAGUCGAUGACUCUUGGUUGAAGGAGCUGUUUGGCAAGCACGGCAAAGUGGUCGAUGCUAGAGUCGUCUACAGGCACAGAGGAGGAACCUGGAGCUCUCAGGGAUUCGGUUUUGUCACGAUGGCAACAGAGAAGGAAACGUAUGAUGCUGUUUAUGCCCUCAACAAACAGAUUCUGGAUGGACGUGCCCUGCAGAUUCACUUUGAACCCCUGUAAAUAUUAGUCAGAUCGUGAGCGGUCAAAGGUGCGCUGACGCGGCGGCCACGUGGCCGUUUUUCUUCGUCCGAAUUGCUUUUGGCCUUAAUUGAUCACAUAAAUGAGUUUAUGGCCCAAGUUGACCACUUAGACAACAGGCCUUUUAUCUUCUUUUCUUUUGAGGCCAAUGUGACGGCAAUGUGGCUUAAUUGAUGUUAAAGCCAGGGUAAAAUGCAUGUUGAAAUUUAACAGCAGGUUUGCUGCAUUUGUAGGAACAUUGUUGCAUGUCUCA
This is a messenger RNA of Triticum urartu, 1877 nucleotides long. RefSeq lists its product as uncharacterized. The record is from RefSeq and is a predicted model, not a curated record. Lineage: Eukaryota; Viridiplantae; Streptophyta; Magnoliopsida; Poales; Poaceae. Gene Ontology annotation, molecular function: RNA binding.